This is a messenger RNA of Aspergillus eucalypticola CBS 122712, 1285 nucleotides long. Its product is annotated as isopenicillin N synthase family dioxygenase. Gene Ontology annotation, molecular function: dioxygenase activity. The transcript is spliced from 4 exons. The record is from RefSeq and is a predicted model, not a curated record. NCBI's taxonomy places the organism in Eukaryota, Fungi, Ascomycota, Eurotiomycetes, Eurotiales, Aspergillaceae. Bases 34 to 1035 code for a protein of 333 amino acids.
CGAGGUUGUCCUUGUCAUCACAAUUCCGGAACAAUGGUUACUGCACCUCCCAUUAUUGACUUUGAGCCAUUCUACACCGGUGAUGCUGAGAAAAAGGCAGAGCUAGUGCGGCAAGUCCGUCACGCGUGUGAGAGACAUGGAUUCUUUCAACUCAUCAACCAUCGAGUCCCACUCGAUAUACAAGAGGCUAUGCUUCAGCAGGCUCGGGACCUAUUCAGCUUACCAAUUGAAGUGAAGCAGAAGUACAGUCGAGAGAUUGAGCCCGUUAAUCUGGGAUACGAAGGUCUUCGCUCGCAGAAAUUCGAAAAAGAAGGACCUGGUGAUCUUAAAGAGAGUUAUUAUCUAUCGCAGGAUCUGUCGCCAGGGCAUCCCUUCACCGGAAGGUUCUCUCAAGGGUCAAAUAAAUACCCCGAUGAGAUCCGAGAUCCUGGAUCAUUCCGGCGUACGGUGAAAGACUACCACGCGGUGAUGUCCGAUCUGGGACUCAAGAUAUUCCAGGUGUUGGCUCAAACGCUCGACUUGGAUGUGAACUGGUUUAAUGGGUUUUGCCACGACUCGGCCAAUAUUAUACGCUUAGUGCGGUAUCCGCCCCAGGAAACGGAUGGUCAGGAACGCGGCAUCGGGGCUCACACUGAUUUUGGCGGCCUCACAAUCCUGCUGCAGGAUGACAAAGGGGGUCUGCAAGUGUGGGACCGCGAGGCAUCCGAAUGGGCGGAUGCCGAGCCCGUUCCAGGGGCAUUUGUGGUGAACCUAGGCAAUAUGUUGAUGCGCUGGACCAACGAUCGCUAUAUAUCCAACUUGCAUCGGGUUAUCAACAGAAGCGGACAAGAACGAUACAGCGUGCCAUAUUUUAUCUCCGGGAAUCUGGACUACGUGGUGGAGUGCAUUCCCAGCUGCAAGGCGGAGACGGAGGCGGCGAAAUACCCGCCGAUUACAGUGGAGGAGUGGAUGCUGGCGCGAUAUGCGGACACAUACGGAGGCGGGCAAAAGGGAGCAGGUGAACUGUCGCAGGAUGCAGUCCGCGCGAGCAGCUGAUUGGAGCGUUUGAGGUAGUGGACAAGCAAGUCAUGUGGCUGGCAUGUGGAUUCUUGUUGAUGACACCAAAGUUGGUUCAGGUUCUCAACCCGGGGAACACGGAGCACCCAGAUUCUCACAUGUGAGAGUGGAGCCGCAGAGAAUAUAGAAGUGUGGCCAUUUUCAUGAAUCUCAUGGAAGGGGCAUAUGGACAGCACAUGUGAAGUAUAAUGCAAACGCCAUUCUGAUGACCCAGAACAAUCAAGCAAUC